CCCCAAAAUCUACAUAGAAAUGGGGACUAAUGGUCCCUCUUUCCUCAUUAUAAAUGGGGGAAACUAGGCACAGACUUGGAUGAUUCAUCAUUUUGAAUAUGGAGGUUUUAAAAAUAUUUAUCACCUGGAGUAGAUAUCUAUUCAUUAAAUGAACAUUUAGAGCCUCUCUUCUAUGUAUGACUCAGAAGUGCUAAUAUAGCUAAGAGUGUGUGUGCAUGGGUGUAAAUACAUGUAUAUCAUAUUUAAAAUAUAUAAGUGGCAUAUAAGUCCUCUGUGUGUAACAGAUAAUGUUUUACUAUCCGACUGAGGUUUACUUCUCCAGCCUAUUGUUUCAGACAACAGAUAUAAGUUGCGAUGGGAGAGGAGCGCCGGAUUUGGUGUCUAUCCCCCAUUUCCAAUUAUAGAUGGAUCAUUUCAGACAAGGGAGAAGUACUGAGAAUCCAGACAUCUGCUCUUCACAUGAAUGCACUCACCUCCUAGAGAACAGGCUGCCAUCAUGCUCUGGAAACUGGUUGAAAAUGUCAAGUACGAAGACAUCUAUGAGAUGUUAGUCCACACCUAUUCAGCCAUGGACCGGCAUGAUGGAGUCCCCAGCCACAGUUCUAGACUGUCUCAGCUGGGUUCCGUGUCCCAGGGACCCUACUCAAGCGCCCCUCCGUUGUCUCACACUCCGUCCUCGGAUUUCCAGCCACCCUAUUUCCCACCCCCCUACCAGCCGCUUCCCUAUCACCAGAGCCAGGACCCUUACUCCCACGUUAAUGACCCCUACUCCCUGAAUCCCUUACACCAACCCCAGCAGCAUCCUUGGGGGCAAAGGCAGAGGCAAGAAGUGGGGUCAGAAGCCGGCUCUCUCCUGCCACAGCCUCGGGCCGCUUUGCCUCAGCUCUCCGGACUGGACCCUAGGAGAGACUACCACUCAGUCAGGCGGCCUGAUGUGCUGCUACACUCGGCCCACCACGGACUGGACUCUGGCAUGGGGGACAGUCUCUCCUUGCAUGGCAUCGGACACCCAGGAAUGGAAGACGUUCAGUCAGUUGAAGAUGCCAAUAACAGCGGCAUGAAUCUAUUGGACCAGUCUGUCAUUAAAAAAGUUCCGGUUCCUCCCAAAUCUGUGACUUCUCUGAUGAUGAAUAAAGAUGGCUUCCUGGGAGGGAUGUCGGUUAAUACAGGAGAGGUGUUUUGUUCUGUUCCUGGUCGUUUGUCCCUGCUCAGUUCAACUUCAAAGUACAAAGUCACUGUGGGGGAAGUUCAAAGACGACUCUCCCCUCCCGAAUGCCUGAACGCUUCUCUCCUUGGUGGAGUCCUGCGAAGAGCCAAAUCGAAAAAUGGGGGGAGAUCUUUGCGAGAAAGGCUAGAAAAAAUCGGUUUGAAUUUACCCGCGGGCAGGCGCAAAGCCGCAAAUGUCACUUUACUCACCUCCCUGGUGGAAGGAGAAGCUGUUCAUUUAGCUCGGGAUUUUGGGUACAUUUGCGAAACUGAAUUUCCCGCCAAAGCUGUUUCGGAAUACCUAAACCGGCAGCACACCGAUCCCAGUGAUCUGCACUCCAGAAAGAAUAUGCUUCUGGCUACAAAGCAACUGUGCAAAGAAUUUACAGACCUGCUUGCCCAGGACAGGACACCUAUUGGAAACAGUAGGCCCAGCCCCAUUUUGGAACCUGGGAUUCAGAGCUGCUUGACCCACUUCAGCCUCAUCACCCACGGCUUUGGGGCUCCAGCUAUCUGUGCUGCCCUCACAGCCCUGCAGAACUACCUGACAGAGGCUCUCAAAGGCAUGGACAAGAUGUUUUUGAACAACAGCACCACUAACAGGCACACAUCUGGGGAAGGACCAGGUAGUAAAACUGGAGACAAGGAGGAAAAACACAGAAAAUGAAAAAAAAUUUUUUAAAGGAAAAGGGAAAAUCUUUUAAAUAAAAAAAAGAAAAAAGAAACAUUUCAAUUUUAGCUUUAAAAUAUUGGAUUGGCUUUGGAAGAAUUAUAUUAGGUAGAGCACACACACAAACAAAAGUUAACAAACAGAAAAAGAAAGAAAAAUAACUUUUUAAAAAUCAAAGGCGCACAACGGAGCAACAAUACUGGUUCUCAGUGUCUAUUCAAGAUACACUUGGAGACAACCACCCGGAUUUUCCACUUCGGUUCUUUCGAUCUUAGUAAAGCUGAUAAUAAAAGAAAACCCUGAUUUUUUUCUUUGGAAAAAUAAACAUAAGACAAAACAUGAGAAAACAGUAACUUAUUGGAAGAAAAUCGGAUAAACAUUGGUGGUGUCAGUGCUUUGAAAUCUGGUUGGCUGAGAUGCACGAACUGUUUUUUUUUUUCUUUCUCCUCCCUUGGAACUUCCCCCUUCCCUCAUUCCCAUACUACUUUCUCUUCUUUUCCCUCCCUUCUUCCCUAGCUCCAUUUCAAAAAUCUCCCGGGAUGAAAUGAUUGUAUCUGGGCCUUAGGCAUUGUGUUUAAAACUUUUCAUUUCACUUGACGUUUUGUUUUUAAGUCACUGGUACCAUCCCCCCUCCCCCCCAAGCUUUGAUGGUUAGGGACGGCGAGGGAGAUGUAUGUUGUCUGAGUUGGGAGGGGAAGGCAAUCAGCGCUAGUGGAGGUUGCUGCGAUCAUUGGCAGAGACUAGGGAGAGAGCCUGGGAAUCUGGAAAAUAAGAUUGAAUAUGAUGUAUUAGUCAUCUGUUUCAGUUUCCUCAUUUCCUUAAAGAAGUGUUUCUAUUCCUUAGCAAUGCCAGCGUCUGCACAAGAAUCUUUCAUUUGGUCUAGUAUCUGUGUGUGAGGUACCGGUUUUCAGAAUUGUAGUAAAACAAAAACAAAAACACGAAUAAGUUAAUUAGUAUGUAUUCCUUCGGAGGGGUAUGUACCAUUUCAUUCUCUUCUGUUUUCCAAAGCUGUGCCCGCAUGGUUUAUGAGCUUCUUCAAAGAGGACUUGGGCUUUCUACACAAUCUAUAAGGUACAGAGACAAGCAAAGUUCUGAUACUUUUUUAAUCAAAGCCGGUGUUUCAGGAUUCUGCAGGUGCACUUCUUUAAAGAAGCUCAAAGGGAAUAAUUUAGGAAGCACCCGAUAUCGAUGUGGAAACAGCUGUCAAAAUGGUUGUUGCUAACAGUGACCUGAGCUCUGAGAUUCUAUGCAGAGACCAAAUUAAAGGGGGGGGGGAGGGGAGGACCUACAGGAAAUUGGGGGAAGGAGAGGAGGGGAAGGGAGCCCAGUAUUCUUGGCAUACUAUCCCUUUUAGUAGAUUCCAUUUCUCUAGAGGAAAUUAUUGAGAUGGUCUGGGAUUCUUGUUCUUCCAUGAAAAGCAGCAGGAGGGGGGAAGGAGGCACUAGAAUCUCUGCAUCACUUGCUAUAUUACAGGAUGCUUUAUGAAUGAGGGUUUAUUUUUUUCCAGGCAUGCACUUGUUUUUGGCAUAUAGAUGGUAAAAUAAUGCAAAGUGAAAGGAGAUGUGUUUCAGCUUUGAUUUUGCCGUCUGGAUACAUUUUGACUAUUCCCAGUGGGUAGAGUUUUAUGCAUUUAAGAUCUCUCACUUAUGGCAGAGCAGCUACUUUCUCUGUCUUAUUUCGAGCAUUAUCUUGAAAUAAGAUAUAGAAUCCAGGCACACCCUAAAAGCAGAGUGAAGAAAAUGCCUGUGGGGGUAUGUUUCAGAAUUCAGUGUAAACACACGUACACACUUUCCUAAGCAAGGCCAAGGAGAACAUCCUCAUACAAUUUUAUGAUUCUAUUAUGUACCCCCCCCCCCCCCCAACACAUCUACCUUCUCCACCUUCCAGCAUUCCUCUAAGAUAGAAAUCCAGAUGCUUUUGGCCUUGAGUUUUUGACUUCCGAAUAUUUACAGUAGGCUGCCUACACAUUAAUGCUAGCUACUAUUUGCUCAGACACUUACCCUGCCCACGCCCCCCUUUCCGCAGCUCUCUCCCACCUCCUAUGCAGAAUCCCUCAUCUAGGUGCCUCUCAAGCAGCCAAAGCUGGCAUCUCCAUAGGAUGCAAAAUGAUUGGCAUUUUUGUUUCACGGGUGUGGCUGGCUUCAAGGACAUUUCCUCCCGGCUUUCCUCUUAGCCUUUUAGAGGCAAACUUGAUGGGUUAAAAAAAAAAAAAAAGAGCCAGAGCUACGCUGGAGGUGUUCCGCUCAGUAGGCCCACGGUGCUUUUAACUUGAGGAGAAUGCCAAUGCCUUGGGACGGGCGUUAUAAAACUUUUGGAGCUCCAGCCUUAUUAUUCCAGGAGCCUUAAAGUGUCUUUGGUCAGGUAGCGUCGGCAAGCUAAAGCAGAUGUGUUCUGAUUACUCUUAGCCCGGAUAAACUGCACUGAAAAACCAUCAUCUCCUUUCCUUGCAGGACAACCUGUCCCACGUGCGUGACGUGAGGGAAACGUAAUGGACACGCAUUGCACUUACUGUCCAGUACUGCCCUUUGAAAGCGUGUCUCCUCCGAUUCUGGCCGGUUCUGUUGAGGAAAUAGAAUCAGGUCGAGCUCGCCCUCCCCACUCUCAGACUCACCCCAAGGGCUAAACCGGACUGAAACCCCAAAUCUCUCAACUAGGUAACAGGCUGAAAAGGAACACAGAUUAUCAAGGGGAGUAGGGCUUUGGGGUUCUUUUGAGUCCCUCUUGGACAAAAUGUCCACAUUACAAGCAUCCUCCUUGAGGUCUAGUUUGAAUAUUUUGAGGGAGGGGUAAAUCUCUCAUAGAUCAUGUCAACUCCUCUACCCCACCCCACCUCCAGAAAAAAAAAAAAAACACCAAAAAGAGAUCAGUGGGCUCUUUUGGAAAAGUAGACUAUUAUCGUCUGGAUAUUUACAAAACCAAAAUGUGUCCACUCGAUGGCCCUCUGUAAUAUUUUUGUUUCCUCCUCCCCUCAUCAUUCCUUCUACUUCUGACAAGCUCCAGGAGGCUUCUUCUGCCACUUCUCUCCAAGGAAAUAGAUUUCCAUCCCCAUCCCUUUGCACUUCGAUACACUUCUUACAGGCCAGGCAGCUCUGACGUUUAUCUGAUAAUUGAGUUAUUAAAAGAUUUGGUUUCCGUGGGCCCAUAAAUCAAUAAACAGUAGGAUUAACGCGAAAGUUUGACUUUUAACUCAGGGGAAACGUUUAAGGCAAACCCCUUUUAGCCUUGUUUUCAAACCAAACAGGUGGGUCACGUCGUUUUAUUUUGUUUUGUUUUGUUUUUUAUUUUCCUUUUUUCUUCUCCUUUCUAUUUUUAAACACAAUCAUUCAGCUUGGGCACCUUCCUCAAUUAUUUCCCUUGGUUUUCUCACUCUCUCCCUCUACCCCCAUCCAAAACCGAAGUUAGAAAAAAGACUAGGGGCGCUAAAAUCACAAAACUCGCCUCGGAAAGUUCUUUGGAAGAGACUAAAGGUGGUAUUAUUCUUGGGCUCUAUCCAAUAUUCAUUCAACAAGUCUUCAUUGAAGACCUACUAAGGGUGUACCAGGCAUUAUGCUGGACCCCUGGUUAAUGACUUCAAUACGAGAUUUCUGCUUAAAAAAAAAAAAAAAGUGUACUCCUUUCCAACCCUCCUAAAUCUUUUCCUUCUACUAUCUCUUUCCUUCCCAAUUGAGCACCACUCCACUCCCCCAGUUCCCAGCUCACCACCGCUGCCCUAGCAAAGUUUUCUUUUCCUUUUUGAUCUUUAGCUCCUUAAUUUCCUUGCAUCCACAAAAAGAACUUAUGCAGGAUUUUGAACAUUUUGCUAUUUAACAUCUCUCACACACCCCCUCACAAAAAACAGAUUUUUUUUCCCCACCAGUUAGAUCACAUCCUCUACAGCUGAAGGAAUGAAAAAGGAAGUCCGAAUUCACCUAGGGAUUGUUGACUCCCUUACAGAAGUCUCAAGGAAAAGGGGCAGUGCGUUCUUAACCAUUGUUUUUGAUAAAUGUCAUCACAUCAGAUACUUUGUAAAUUUUAAUGUAUUAUGUGAAAAGAAAAUAUACUAAGACAAAAUCUGAUGUUCCUCCCGAGCCUAAAUAACGUUUUCCCUUGUGUGCCAAUGUAUGCUAAACUAUCUGAAAAUAAACAAAAAGACAGACAAAAAUAAUAAAAUUCUUUUUUUAAAAGGGUGAAAUGAAUACCAUCCGUCUUUAUAAUGCCAAAAUAUACUCCUUUCUUGGAUUUGUCUUAUUCACUAAGAAUCUGACCACACUCGAGAAAUAUCAGUUUACUGACUCUUCAUGAGAAUAAAUCUGGAAGGGUAACGAUGUUAAGUUUGUAUAUAUUUAUUUAUGCUUAAUUUAAUGGGAAUGUGUAAAUAUGGCGAGCAAGUAGUUUGGGAUUAUUUAUCUGUGAAUCUAUACCUCUGUGAAUGGGUGGAAAAAACCGCUUGACUCUAGAUAGUAUCCUAUCUGAAUUUUUCUGUUCUUUAUAGACAAGCUGUUAUGGUAAUGGGUAGAAAUUGGUUUAUUGUCCAGUGUUGAUCUGAUUUACAUAAAUAAAAAAGAUGUUGUGUUUUGGUUGUGUUCUUA
Molecule: messenger RNA, 6444 nt
Organism: Monodelphis domestica (gray short-tailed opossum)
Lineage: Eukaryota; Metazoa; Chordata; Mammalia; Didelphimorphia; Didelphidae
Gene: TFAP2B
Product: transcription factor AP-2 beta
Biological process (GO): regulation of transcription by RNA polymerase II; anatomical structure development; regulation of cell population proliferation
Cellular component (GO): nucleus
Molecular function (GO): RNA polymerase II transcription regulatory region sequence-specific DNA binding; DNA-binding transcription factor activity, RNA polymerase II-specific
Source: RefSeq, a predicted model, not a curated record